UAUAAAAUCUAAAACCAACCUAAUCUCAUGUCCUUUAUACACUUCCACCAACCAUCCCUCGACCUCGGUCUCCUCAUGGCUUCCGGCCAUACGAUCAAGUCGUUCCGAUGCAAUUUCUGUGAUCGUGGUUUCUCCAACGCGCAAGCCCUAGGCGGGCACAUGAACAUCCACAGGAAGGAUCGAGCUAAGCUCAAAGACUUCUCCGACGAGAACUUUCUUUCUUUGGACAUCACCAAGGCCAAUUAUCCGGAGAAUCCCUCAGCCAGCGAAGAGACAAAGAAGGCCGCGAAUUCUAACGACGAGAUUCAAGAUUGUGCUCCAACUUCCAAGCCCAUUUCGGUACGUGGUUUGCCAUUAUUUUCAGUUAGUGAAGAUGAAAAGAAUUCAGAGGAGAAUAAAGUGGAGUUGAUCCAUGGCGGAUUAGAUCUUGAACUUCGAUUAGGGAUUGAGCCUUAUCAUGAUGCAAAGAUUAAUACCUAAUCCUUACAAUAUCUAUAAAUACGAUAUGCAUACGUCCAUUUAAUUAAUAUGUAUGUGUAUAGUUUAAAUAUAUGGAGCUCCAACAUACUGAAUGGAUUAAUAGAUUUACACCCAAAAUUGGUUAGGAUUCGAAUAUAUAUACGUUGAGGCCAAAUAAUUGUACACUCUUUUAUUCAUCAGUUUGCUAAUGUAGUCUGCACAACGGAUUAUUUGUAAUGAACUAUAGUGCUAAGUAAUGGAAAUUGAUUUAAAUGGAUUAUCUUUUUGAA
This is a messenger RNA of Salvia hispanica, 749 nucleotides long. RefSeq lists its product as uncharacterized. The record is from RefSeq and is a predicted model, not a curated record. NCBI's taxonomy places the organism in Eukaryota, Viridiplantae, Streptophyta, Magnoliopsida, Lamiales, Lamiaceae.